Motacilla alba alba is the source of this 2000-nucleotide messenger RNA. It is a transcript of the gene PRELP, whose product is annotated as proline and arginine rich end leucine rich repeat protein. Gene Ontology annotation, cellular component: extracellular exosome. NCBI's taxonomy places the organism in Eukaryota, Metazoa, Chordata, Aves, Passeriformes, Motacillidae. Gene Ontology annotation, molecular function: heparin binding; protein binding. The record is from RefSeq and is a predicted model, not a curated record. Bases 129 to 1244 code for a protein of 371 amino acids. The transcript is spliced from 3 exons.
GAGGAGGAGGAGGAGGAGGAGGAGGUGGAGGAGGAGGAGGAGGGACAGAGAAGCCAGAGAGAAACUUGUCUUGGGGAUUAAUAGGAGGCAGGAGGAGGGAGAGGUGCACACAGGAAAACCCCUGGACCAUGAAGGCGGCCCUGGCCUUCCUCCUCCCGCUGGUGCUGGCGCUGGUUCCGGCGGCGAGCGGGCAGCGGCGCAAACCCCCCCGCAGACCCACCCGGCCACCCGCGCCCUUCGAGGAGCCCGCGGAGCCCACGGAGCUGCCCCCUCCCCUCCCUCCGGGCCCCCCGUCCAUCUUCCCCGACUGCCCGCGGGAAUGCUACUGCCCGCCCGACUUCCCGUCGGCGCUGUACUGCGACAGCCGCAACCUGCGCACGGUGCCGGUGAUCCCGCCGCGCAUCCACUACCUGUACCUGCAGAACAACUUCAUCGCUGACCUGCCCGAGGAGUCCUUCCGCAACGCCACCGGCCUCAAAUGGGUCAACCUGGACAACAACCGCAUCCGCAAGGUGGACAGGAAGGUGCUGGAGAAGCUGGAAAACCUCAUCUUCCUCUACAUGGAGAGGAACCAGCUGAAGGAGGUGCCCGCCUUCCUGCCGCCCAACCUGGAGCAGCUGAGGCUCAGCAGGAAUCAGAUCUCCAAGAUCCCCGCCGGCGUCUUCAACAAGCUGGAGAACCUGGUGCUGCUGGACCUGCACCACAACAAGCUGAGCGACGGCGUCUUCAACAAGAACACCUUCAAGGGGCUCAAGAACCUCAUGCAGCUCAACCUGGCCCACAACAUCCUGAGGAAGAUGCCCCCCGGCGUGCCCAGCGCCAUCCACCAGCUCUUCCUGGACAGGAACAACAUCGAGGACAUCCCCAGCGAUUAUUUCAAGGAGUUUCCCAACCUGGCUUUCAUCCGGCUCAACUACAACCAGAUUUCGGAUAAGGGGCUGCCCAAAAAUUCCUUCAACCUCACCAACCUGCUGGUGCUGCACCUGGCCCACAACAAGCUCACCAACGUGCCCUUCAUCAGCCCCAAGCUGGAGCACCUCUACCUGAACAACAACUCCAUUGAGAAAAUCAACGGCACGCAGAUCUGCCCCACCUCGCUGGUGUCCAUCCAGGAUUUCUCGCCCUCCGACCUGGACAGCGUCCCCCGGCUCCGCUACCUGCGGCUGGACGGGAACCUGCUGAAGCCGCCCAUCCCUCUGGACCUGAUGCUGUGCUUCCGCCUGCUGCAGUCCGUGGUGUUUUAGCCUCUCCCAGGCCCGGCUUUGCUCGGACGUUUGACACGCGGGACCCUCUCUCCUCCCUCUCCCCCUGCUCGCUCGCCGCCUCCGUCCCUCUCCCCGUUCCCUCCUUCUCCCGCCCGUGGCUCCUUGGGGACCGCUCUCUGCAGGACAGCGCCGUGUCCCCGGUCACAGCUCCCUGUCCUCGUCCCCCAGGCCCAGCCCGGAGCCGGCUCCGUCUCUCCCUCGGCGCCCCGCGGGGUUCGGGGGGGUUGGGGCCGGUCCGGAUGGAGCCGCUGGGCUCGGGGCGUGUCCCUGCUCCUGGGAAUAAUUCCCGGUGGGUUUUGGAGCUGGGAUGGGAUGGGCAGGAGCUGAGGGUGGUGGGAUCCAUGGAAGUGGAGGGAGGAUGGAUGAUCAGGCCAUCCCAGGGGAUGGGGACACUCCUGUCACCCUUCUGGAGAGCUUUGGCUCCACAUUUCUGCGGUGGAGGAGGAUCUAAAUCCCUCCUGGAGCUGUGGAUCUGCCGGGAGGGAGCAGGGAGGGUGUCCUGCCCCGGUGUGGGCCACACCUUCCCACACGCCCUGGGCAGGAGCAGACCCUGCCCGGCUUCAAAUCCCCCAUCCCAGCACCGAUCCAUGGGGCCACAGCCCCAUCCCAAAUCCUGAAUCCUUCCCUGUAAAUCUGGGAUCAAGAGCCCCACCCAUGGGGCCACGGCCCCAUCCCAAAAUCCUGCACCAUUCCCUGUGAAAUCUGGGAUGCAGAGCCACAUCCAUGGGGCCACAG